UUCCGUUUUAAUUCUGAAAAUGUCGGAAUUCCCCUACAUUCUACGCAGUUCGUCAUUCCUUUUGAAGUAAAUGGUUUUGAGCACUUCUAAAAUGCUCAGUUCUAUUCAUGUCAUCUUUCGUGUCAAACGAUCAGCUUUCAUAUACCGUGAUUCUCGCGAUAACUCUGUCAGAAGAAUGUAUAAAGCUAUUUAACAAGAACUGAGCAAUGCCUCUUGUUGCAAUUGUUUUAUCCGAUUUCCAAAAAAGUGCUGAUAAUGAGCUAUCAGUAAAAGAACACGAGUUACUGAACGUUGUUGACAAAAAUGAUGAAAACUGGUGGAAGGUGAGCACUCGGUUUGGUGAAACUGGAUUGGUGCCUGUAAAUUGUUUGGCAGCGCCUGUUACUGACGAAGCCAUAAAGAUCAAAUCUCGAGAGAAAACGUUAAUUAGAUAUGACAGCGAAUACGAAGAUGCGUUGUCAGUUUAUAAAGGACAAGAGGUGGCAAUUUUCGAUAAAAGUGAUAAUCAUUGGUGGUAUGUCGGAUUCCGAGGUCAAAUUGGCUACUUGCCAAAAAAUAUUUUUGAAGAAUGCACGGCACUUGAAAAAAACGACAAGCGAGAUUUGCAAAAGUUUGCAUUCCAAGUAAUAGUGCCUUCAAGAGCUUUAUGUAAAGAAGAAACUGAUGUUCUUGUCACAUUUCAAAAAGCUCUUCCAAACAGGGGGCAAUAUUUUGUCAACUUCAAAGGAAAUCAGAGUGACUUUACGGUUCUUGGUGAAUUCCUCAACGAUUUCACAUUAAAGAUCACCACGCCAAUAUGCUCUGAAGCCGAAAAAACAAAAGUAACAAUCCAUCAUAAACAAUUUGGACUCCCCCAGCAGCUAAUUGCUGAAGGAAUUGAUUUUGAGUUUGAAUCUAAUACAGAUGUCACUUAUCGCCUUCUAAAGACAGAGGAUGCUCCCUUGAAUAUAGUGCACAAUUUACUUGAAAUUUUCAACCCUAAAUAUGAAGACUUGAGUGAUAGCGACAUAGAUCGUGCUUACGAUUAUGCAACUGUUAGAUCAUGGAAGAUCAUGGAAGAUUGCUAUAAUAAAUACAUUAUCAAUAAUUAUCAGUAUACUUUCAUGGAUAUCAGGGAACAAAAGGAUGAAGGCGAUUGUGACGUUUCAGAGACUUUAAGUAUUGAUGACGAGAGCAUGAAUAGAGACUUGAAAAGAAUGACAGAAAAAGAGGUUAUACUCGCUCUACUUGCAAAGUGCGUCAAAACAAAACGUGUAACACAAGAGCAGGCACAGCAAAUAGCGGAGACAUUGUACUUUAAGACGAAAGACUUUGAGCCAGUUUAUGAAGCUAUUGAAGAUGAAGGCCCAGGUUAUGUUGAUGAUUCCAAUAAUGGUGACAAUGCCAAUGAAAACAGUUCAGAGGAAGAAAUCGUUUUCGCUGAAUGGAUUAAAUACUUUCUGGACGAUGACUACAACAUUCGAGACGAGGUCCAUAACAAAUUAGAAGAAAUAUUGUGGAUUACUGGAGCCCAUGGUAUCGUGCAUAAAGAUAAAAACAAAGAGAUGCCAUAUGAACAUUUGUAUGUCACAGUUGAUAACCAGGAAAACAAAUCAGAAGAUAUUUUAAGAAAUGAGAUCGAUGAAAAGUUUGGAUUAGAAACUUCAAAGUUUAUUGAAUUCCGGCGUGAACAACGGAAGAAACGCAAGUUCUUAUUUUCAUCCAAUCUCCGUGCUAAGGAUGGUAUCUUGCCAAUAAAUGGCGACAUACAGAUUCAGGAUAGCAAUAGUUCUCGGAAUAAUCAUAUUUCUCACAUGAACGAUAUUUCUUGCAGCUCUCUGACAAUGUUCUGUUGCAAAAAAGAAAUGUAUUAUGCAUUGACUUGUGCACAUGUUGCUUGUGUUACAGACCAACUUUCUGUCUCAAAAGCAUUUGGUCAAGAAAAUGAGGUUUCGAUAAUAAUUGAUAACGUGAAUGCUAGAAAUGAGAAUGAUGGUAACAAGUAUUUCUACCAGCUUCCUAACUCUGACGAGAAAAGACAACUGGGUGGUUUUCCCUGCAACACGGUCAGUACGUUUGACAGUGAAUCUGAUAUGAUGUAUAUUCCAAUUGGAAAGAAAAAAGAUUUCCAACAUCUCGGUGGAGAUGAUUUGGAAAAUUUUUCUUUGAACUUAAAAGAAACAAACAAAGAGCUUUACGAAACAGCAAACAGCAAUAAAGGUCUUGUGGAAGUUCGUACAAGUAAUCACAUCACAGGUGUUAUUAGUGACCGAAACUUUUCCUGCACUGACGGAAACUUAAAACCUAUUUUCAAGAAUGCUGUGAUGGUAAAAAGUACGGAUUCCUUUCUACAGAAUGGAGACUCUGGAAGUCUCGUUUAUUUCAAAGAUCGAAAAAAUAAUUGGCAGCCAUUUGCUUAUGCUGUGUGCGAAAUAGAUGAUGAUGAUGAUGAUGGCGAUGAUGAUAUUGAAACUCCCGAGAAACACUUUUUGUGUUUAAAAUUGGAUAAAGCUUUGAAGAUGCUAGAUCUCAAGAACUGCAAGUACUUUAAGAAGAAUCAUCUUUGUUCUUUGUCACGUGAAGAAUUGAACUCUUAAACUGUUCUUCUGCAUUCAUUUAUCAACCAGUCUUGGUAUGGAAUCACAUAAGUAAUUUUCACUUUAUUGGAUUUAGAAAAUAAACUGUAAACUUAUUAUAGAUUUGUAUAAUGCACAAUUUAAUUAUUUAGAAAAUCAAUUUAUUUAAGUGAAAAAGUUGUACAGUAAGAAUUUUGACCCAAAGUUUCUAGAAGUUUGAUGAUAUUUUUAAAAAGUUUAUAAAACACAAUGGUUUAGUGCAGAGGAUUCGUAUAGUUAUGGUAAAGAAUAUUUGCUCAAAUAUUCAGUGACAGUGGUGACUUGUGGUUGAUCCGUAAACAAUAUCAUGAACGUACAGUCUAUAAUUUAACAAGUGUAUUACUAUAAUUGUAAUUUGUAAACCUAUAAAAGAUCACGUACGAUUGUGCAUAUUCAAUAUAUUAUUAUGUUUAUAAACUCAGUGCUCACGAGCAUGUCCAUAUUUCAUAAUUUGAUUGACUGACCAGAUGUAUUACUUGCUGUAUAAGCAAGUUUCUUAGUGAUAUAACUGUUGAAACUAUCAAACCUUGCAAUAUGAGAAGAUUUUGCUUAUCAGAAAAUAAAAAACCUAUACCAGAA
Messenger RNA from Xenia sp. Carnegie-2017, 3173 nucleotides. RefSeq lists its product as uncharacterized. Lineage: Eukaryota; Metazoa; Cnidaria; Anthozoa; Malacalcyonacea; Xeniidae. The record is from RefSeq and is a predicted model, not a curated record. Gene Ontology annotation, molecular function: protein binding. The transcript has 11 exons. Bases 207 to 2576 code for a protein of 789 amino acids.